This is a messenger RNA of Hibiscus syriacus, 1815 nucleotides long. RefSeq names its product lysine histidine transporter-like 8. The transcript is spliced from 4 exons. Lineage: Eukaryota; Viridiplantae; Streptophyta; Magnoliopsida; Malvales; Malvaceae. The record is from RefSeq and is a predicted model, not a curated record. Gene Ontology annotation, cellular component: plasma membrane. Bases 45 to 1610 code for a protein of 521 amino acids.
UCGAACUUCGUUUUGUAACUCACUAUUUUACAUAGAUAGAUAUUAUGGGAGAGGUGGUGGAACUGCAGUCAAGUCCGGCGGCUGCACGAACAUUGAACAUCGUAGCACCUCCGCUUCAACUCGACUGCCGAUUGAUAUCUAUGUCCCGGUCACCGCUUCUUGAUUCAACCCCCAAAACCCCGAAAAGCCCCUUUGUUACACGCAUGAUGACUCCUGUAGCUAGCCCCAUGAAGAAGGCCAUCGCGAGCAUGCAAAGUUACCUGGAAGAAAUCGGACACUUCACCAAGCUUGACCCACAGGAAGCUUGGCUUCCCAUCACUGAGUCCAGGAAUGGUAACGCGUACUACGCAGCAUUUCACACACUGAGUUCAGGAAUAGGGUUCCAAGCUCUUGUUCUUCCUCUAGCUUUCGUCACUCUUGGUUGGGUCUGGGGAGUUAUAUGCUUAUCAGUGGCUUUUGUUUGGCAGCUAUACACACUGUGGAUACUAAUUCAGUUGCAUGAAUCAGAAUCUGGGAUACGGUACAGCAGAUACCUUCGACUAUCCAUGGCUGCAUUUGGAGAAAAAUUAGGUAAACUGCUGGCCCUUUUCCCCAUCAUGUAUCUAUCAGGAGGAAGUUGUGUAACCUUGAUCAUGAUCGGAGGUGGGACCAUGAAGAUAUUCUUUGAGAUCAUGUGUGGGAACACAUGCAGCCUAAAACCCCUCACCCUUUUGGAGUGGUACUUGGUGUUCACUUGCUUAGCCAUCAUUCUGGCUCAACUUCCUAACUUGAACUCCAUUGCCGGGGUUUCCCUGGUUGGAGCAGUCACUGCCAUCUGUUAUUGUAGCUUGAUAUGGAUCGUGUCGAUUAUUCAAGGUAGGCAAGAGUCUGUCUCGUAUGACUCACCGGAUCGAGCAAAAUCACAAUUAACCAUGCUUUUCGAUACCUUUAACGCACUCGGAAUAAUCGGCUUUGCAUUUAGAGGCCACAAUCUCGUGUUGGAAAUACAGGGGACAAUGCCUUCCAGUGGAAAGCACCCUUCCCGUCUACCGAUGUGGAGAGGAGUGAAGUUUGCUUACAUGAUUGUUGCAGCCUGCUUGUUUCCCCUAGCAAUUGGUGCCUAUUGGGUUUACGGAAACCUGAUGCCUGAAAAUGGAGGGAUGCUUAGUGCUUUGUACAGAUACCAUGUACUUGACACGUCGAAGUCGCUUCUUGGACUAGCAAGUCUACUCAUUGUAAUUAACAGCCUCAGCUCAUUCCAGAUAUAUGCUAUGCCUGUAUUUGAUAAUUUAGAGUUCAGAUAUACAAGCAAAUGUAGAAGGCCAUGCCCACGGUGGGUGCGGACAGGUAUCAGAGUUUUCUUCGGAUGCUUGGCAUUCUUUAUUUCGGUGGCACUACCAUUCUUGCCAAGCUUGGCCGGGUUGAUUGGAGGGAUUGCUUUACCAAUCACCUUGGCCUAUCCCUGUCUCAUGUGGGUGAUAAUCAAGAAACCUCAUAAAUUUAGUCCAUGUUGGUGCCUCAACUGGGCAUUAGGGGUGUUAGGGAUGGUACUCAGCGUCUUAGUGACUACUGGAGCAAUAUGGGGAAUAGUGACCAAGGGUAUUGAAAUCCAGUUCUUUAAAGCCCUGUGAGUAAGUGCUGCGCAUUAUCUUUCAUCUUGCAUAUCAAAACUGACCAAACAAGCCUCGGGUCUCCUGAGCCAACUGUCCACGCGGUAAGGACAAUGUCAAGCAUCUACUUCUUUGAGUGCAUCCUGCAAUCCCUCGAGUCUUAUUGACUGUUUAACACAUAUCAAAGCUCAUGUAUUCCUCUAAAUAUACUUGAAAUCAUCUUAUA